ACGAGCAGCGGCGGAGCGGCGGCGGCGCUUUCUCCUCCGGUAACCUAAACAAUGAGUCCUACUACACACCGGAGCAAAGCACGCCAGUAGAAUGCGUAUCUCAGAGCCCGAUUCCUGCCUUUCGCUGCUAUUCCGACCGCUCACUUGAACGUAACAUGUGGAUACCCACGGAACACGAAAAAUACGGCGUCGUGCUGGUCAGUUUCCGAGGGACCGUCCAGCAUGGCCUCCCGCUGGAAAUCGGAGACACGGUGCAGAUCCUGGAAAAAUGUGAAGGGUGGUACCGAGGAUUUAUCCUGAAGAACCCAAAUGUCAAGGGGAUCUUUCCGUCCUGCUACAUCCACUUGAAGAAUGCCCACGUCAAGAACAAAGGGCAAUUCGAGACGGUCAUCCCCGUUGAGGACUCGGUCAUCACAGAGAUGACGUCAACGCUGCGAGACUGGGGUGCUAUGUGGAAACAGCUCUACGUGAAGAAUGAAGGAGAUUUGUUCCACCGGCUUUGGCACGUGAUGAAUGAAAUCCUGGACCUGAGGAGGCAGGUGCUGGUCGGCCACCUCACCCACGACCGCAUGAGGGACGUCAAGCAGCACAUCACGGCCAGAUUGGAUUGGGGUAACGAACAGCUCGGCUUGGACCUGGUCCCCAGGCGGGAGUUCAGCAUGGUGGACCCGGAUGAAAUCAGUGUCACAGAGCUUUACAAACUGAUGGAACACCGGCAUCGUAAAAAGGAGACGGCCGCGCCGGCGAGCACCCAUCACCUGUUCGUCCACGUGAAGAGCCUGAUGAGCGCCAACCUGGGAGAGGAGCUGGAAGUCUUCUUUCACAUCUACGACGGACGGGAGAACCGGCCGCUCAGUGAAAGGUUCUUUGUCAGGCUGAAUAAGAGCGGGUUGCCCAAGUCGCCGGAGAAGACGGAGAGACAGUGCACGCUGUUUGUGGAUCUGGGGAGCAGUGAUCUACGAAAAGACGUCUACAUCGUCGUUCACUUCAUAAGAAUAGGGAGGAUGGGAGCUGGGGAGAAGAAGAACCUGUGCAGCGUUCAGUACAGGAGGCCGUUCGGCUGUGCUGUGGUCAGCAUCGCCGAUCUUCUCACCGCCGACUCAAAGGACGACCACCUGCUUAAGGUUUACGCGUGUAACACGGAGAGCGAAUGGCACCAAAUCCACGAGAACAUAAUCAAAAAGGCCAAUUCCAGAUACAACCUGUCUGGAUCCAAUACUGGCUUGGCCGUGGCUCUGCAGCUCCUCCACGGCGACAUCGAGCAGCUGAGGCGGGAGUACAUGGUCCUCUUCACCCGGGGCGUCUCCAUCACCAGGAAGCUGGGCUUCUCCGAUAUCAUCAUGCCAGGAGAGAUGAGGAACGACCUUUACAUCACGCUGGAAAAAGGAGAGUUUGAGAAGGGCGGGAAGAGCGUGGCCCGGAAUGUCGAGAUCACCGUCUACGUGCUGGAUAUCGAUGGCCAGAUCCUCAAGAGUCACGUGGCCGCCGGCUCAGGUGAGCCUGGCGGGGACGAGUACCACUCCCUGGUGCUGUACCACAACAACAGCCCCCGCUGGGCGGAGCAGAUCAAGCUGCCCAUACCUGUCGACAUGUUCCGGGGAUCACACGUCCGCUUCGAGUUCCGACACUGCUCCACUAAAGACAAGGGAGAGAAGAAACUGUUCGGCUACUCCUUUGUUCCUCUGAUGCAGGAGGAUGGCAGGACUCUGCCAGAUGGCACCCAUGAGCUCAUUAUCCAUAAGUGCGAGGAGAACACCAGCCUGGCCGACUGCUCGCGCUACCUGAAGCUGCCGUUCACCAAGGCCAACCUCCCGUCCAACAAUCAGACGCUGAAAGGCACCAAGGAGUCUUUCUGGAUCACCAGCUUCCUCUGCUCCACCAAGCUCACACAAAACGGCGAUAUGCUGGACCUGUUGAAGUGGAGAGCCCACCCCGAAAGGAUCAACGACAGCCUCUCCAAGCUGAAGGAGAUCGAUGGCUCGGAGAUUGUCAAAUUCCUGCAGGACACCCUGGACACUCUCUUCGGGAUUUUGGACGAGAGCUCCCAGAGAUACGGCCUCAAGGUUUUCGACUCUCUGGUCCACAUCAUCAACCUCCUGCAGGACAGUAAAUUCCAGCACUUCAAGCCCGUCAUGGACACAUACAUCGAGAGCCACUUUGCCGGGGCUUUGUCCUACAGGGACCUGAUCAAAGUGCUGAAGUGGUACGUGGACCGCAUUGUCGAUGCAGAGCAUCAGGAGCACAUCCAGCAGGUGCUCAAGGCCAGCGAGUACAUCUUCAAGUACAUCAUCCAGUCUCGCCGGCUCUUCUCUCUGGCCACGGGGGGCCAGAACGAGGAGGAGUUCCGGGUCUGCAUCCACGAGCUCUUCAUGUCCAUCCGCUUCUUCCUCUCGCAGGAGAAUAAAGGCACUAGCCCCGUCGCACAGACGCAGGCGGUGUUCCUGCGGACGUUUCCCGCAAUUUACAGCGAGCUGCUGAAGAUCUUCACCAUCCGCGAGGUGGCCGGCUUCGUCAGGGAGACGCUGGGCAGCCUGCCGGCCGCGAUCCACGCCGACUGCCCCCUGGAGGCCGUCAAGCUGCAGUGCAUCGCCAAGACUGUGGAGAGCCAGCUUUACAUUAACCCGGAGUCUCGAUGCAUCCUGCUCCCCGUGGUGCUCCGAGUCCUCCAGGCCCACAUGCAGGAGCAGAGAGACCUGGUCAUGUGCGCGCGCAUACUCACCAGCAUGCUGUCGCUCCUAAAGAAGGAGGAAAACGGGACCACGGAGCCUGUGGUGUCUGAGGAAGUGGAGCUGAUUGUGGAGAGCCUGCUGGGAGUUCUGCUGAGAACCAUCCUGGAAAUUAGCAACAGGCCCCAGCCUGCUGGACCAGCCAUGAGACUUCAGUUCCAGGAUGUCACAACCUGUCAGGGAGAGUUUGUGGCCUGUUUGUUGGCGCUGCUGCGACAGAUGAGCGACAGACACUACCAGCAGCUGCUGCAGGCGUUCAGCAGCAAAGACGACCUGAGGGACUAUCUUCUUCAUAUCUUCACAGUCUUCAGAAUCCUUAUCCGCCCAGAAAUGUUUCCUAAAGACUGGACAGUAAUGCGAUUGGUCACAAACAAUGUCAUCAUCACAACCGUCCUUUACCUCUCCGACGCUCUGAGGAAAAACUUCCUCAAUGACAAGUUCGACUACAAGGUGUGGGACUCGUAUUUUUAUCUGUCGGUAAUAUUUAUCAACCAGCCCUGUCUUCAGCUGGAGUCCUUUUCACCCUCCAAGAGGAAGAAGAUACUAGAAAAGUACGGAGACAUGAGGGUGAUGAUGGGCUGUGAGAUUUUCAGCAUGUGGCAGAAUUUAGGGGAACACAAGUUGAACUUCAUCCCGGCCAUGAUUGGCCCGUUCCUGGAGGUGACACUGGUGCCGCAGCCCGAUCUCAGAAAUGUCAUGAUCCCCAUCUUCCACGACAUGAUGGACUGGGAGCAGAGACGAAGUGGCAAUUUCAAACAGGUGGAGGCGAAGCUGAUUGACAAGCUGGACAGCCUGAUGUCCGAGGGCAAAGGAGACGAGACAUACAGGGAACUGUUCAACAGCAUAAUUCCUCUGUUUGGUCCGUACCCUAGCCUGCUGAAGAAGAUUGAGAGGGAGACCUGGAGGGAGAGCGGGAUCUCUCUGAUCGCCACCGUCACUCGCCUGAUGGAGAGGCUGCUGGACUACAGGGAUUGCAUGAAGCUGGGAGAGGUGGAUGGUAAAAAGAUUGGCUGUACCGUCAGUUUACUGAACUUCUACAAGACGGAGCUGAACAAAGAGGAGAUGUACAUCCGCUACAUCCACAAGCUGUACGACCUGCACUUGAAAGCACAAAACUACACAGAGGCGUCGUACACCCUGCUGCUGUAUGAUGAGCUGCUGGAGUGGUCCGACCGGCCCCUCAGAGAGUUCCUCAACUACCCCAUGCAGAGCGAGUGGCAAAGGAAAGAGUAUCUGCAUCUCACCAUUGUGCAGAACUUCGACAGGGGGAAGUGUUGGGAGAAUGGCAUCAUCCUUUGCAGAGAGCUGGCUGACCAGUAUGAGUCUUAUUACGACUACAGGAACCUGAGCAAAAUGAGGAUGAUGGAAGCCUCCCUCUAUGACAAGAUCAUGGAUCAGCAAAGACUAGAACCCGAAUUCUUCAGAGUGGGUUUCUACGGAAAGAAGUUUCCUUUCUUCCUCCGGAAUAAGGAGUUUGUGUGCCGCGGCCAUGAUUACGAGAGGCUGGAGGCUUUCCAGCAGCGGAUGCUCAACGAGUUCCCCCACGCCAUCGCCAUGCAGCACGUCAACCAGCCGGACCAGACCAUCUACCAGGCAGAUGCACAGUACCUGCAGAUCUACGCCGUGACUCCGAUCCCAGAGAGUCAGGACGUGCUGCAGAGAGACGGGGUGCCCGACAACAUCAAAAGCUUCUACAAGUUUAACCACAUCUGGAGGUUCCGGUACGACCGGCCCUUUCACAAGGGCACCAAAGACAAGGAGAACGAGUUCAAGAGCCUGUGGGUGGAGCGGACGACGCUGACUCUGGUGCAGAGUCUUCCCGGCAUUUCCCGCUGGUUUGAAGUGGAGAAGAGAGAGCUGGUGGAGGUGAGCCCGCUGGAGAACGCCAUCGAGGUGAUCGAGAACAAGAACCUGCAGCUGCGCACGCUCAUCACCCAGUGUCAGAGCCGGCAGAUGCAGAACAUCAACCCCCUCACCAUGUGCCUCAACGGGGUCAUCGACGCCGCCGUCAACGGCGGGCUGGCUCGCUACCAGGAGGCCUUUUUUGUGAAGGACUACAUGAUGAAUCACCCAGAGGACGGCGAGAAGAUCGGGAGACUGAGGGAACUCAUGUUUGAACAGGCACACAUACUGGAGUAUGGCCUCGCCGUACACGAGAAGUUUGUUCCUCAGGACAUGAGACCUCUCCACAAGAAACUGGUGGACCAGUUCCAUCUCAUGAAGUCCAGUCUGGGCAUCCAGGAGUUUCCGGCGUACGUGCGCGCGAGCCCCGUGCACUUCACCAACGGAAGCCCGCGGACGUGCAGGAACUCCGUGCCCAGCAUCAUCAGCCCGGACGGCGGCCGCACGGUGUCCAGGCGGAGCUACCCCGCGGUGAACCGCUACUCCUCGUCCUCCCUGUCAUCUCAAGCCUCCAACGAAGUCAGCAACAUCACGGGCCAGUCGGAGAGCUCAGACGAGGUCUUCAACAUGCAGCCCAGUCCAUCUACCUCAAGCCUCAGCUCCAACCAUUCAGCCUCACCCAACGUCACCAGCUCAGCCCCGUCCAGUGCCAGAGGUUCACCUCAAAUGGCCGAGAAACACAAGCAUUCCAGAGAAAACGCCUGUCUGUCUCCGCGAGAGAGGCCGGUCAGCGCCAUCUUCCCAAACCCGCUUGAUCCCGCACAGAGAGCUCCCACGCAUCAGAUAGGCGAUACCACUUUACCAAGGAGUGACCCCAACCUCUCAGCUCCAGAUAAAGUGAGACCCACCCCCAGUAGCUGGAGCCUAGACAGUGUCAAAGAGCGCGCCCCGUCCUUCUCUGACUCUGUUGGCAAAUUGCUAUGUCCCCCCGUCCCUCCUAGGCCACCGUACUCAGCAGGCUCCUCGGCUAAAAAUAUGAGGUCGCAGUCUCCCGUCCCUUCGUCCAGAUCCCCGCAAAAGACCACAGUGCCGCCCUUCACCCCGUCGCCCACCGAGUGCCAGUCCACCAGCCUGGUCUCCAACUCCCCCGUCCUGUCGGGCAGCUACAGCAGCGGGAUCUCCUCCCUCAGCCGCUGCAGCGUGUCGGAGGCGUCGGGCACCGAGCUGCCCGCCGGCGACCACCCGCCCCACCCGCUGCCGCCGCCGCCGCCGUCGUCGUCGUCGUCCACCCUGCCCAACUCCGUCUCCAGCGGCUCGGACGAGCCCGUCCGCCGGGAGAACAAGACGCCGCCGCCCUACAGCGUGUACGAGCGCAACAACCCCCGCCGGCCGGUGCCGCUGCCCCACAGCCUGUCCAUCCCCCCGCAGGCGGACCCCCCGGCGCUGCCGCCCAAACCUCACCAGCUCCGCACGGGCAGCAUGAAGCUGGACGGGAGCGCCGACCCGCGGGUCCCCCGGCCGAGGCCCCUGCCCAGGAAGGUGUCCCAGCUAUAGGCGGAAAACAAACACACACACACGCACACACACUGGCGUAUUUUGCACUUUUCUACUCGGCACUCACUUUUUUUGUAAUCCUCAGUUCGGCAUUCCUGAUACCCCCCCCCCCAAAUGACAAACACAAGCCUCUCGAUCGACAGCUGGUGGGAACAGUGUCGCCUCGUGACAGUUGGAUUCACUGGAGGGCAUUGCUUUGACUUUGACUCGGUCAUUCCUCACUUCUAGCUCUCGUCCCGACACAAGUCCGCCACGACGAGUCCCGAUCUAUGUUUACCAGAACGGUUCGGACAGAUGUGACCACCUCACAUACUGUAUAUGUACAUUGGUAUGUGUGAGAGUUGUUUUUUGCCUUAAGUAUUGGAAACAGAGUCUUUUAUCUGUGAGUCUUGCACGCUUCUUUUUUUCCCUUUUUUUUUUUUUUUUUUUUUUUUUUCUUUUUUGGGAAACAACUCGGUAUAUUUCUAUACUGUAUGGCUUAAAAAAAAAAAAAAAAAAGGUGCUAGAGGCCUCGAGUAUGCAUUUCAGUGAAGUGUAGUAUAGACAAGGGUGUGUUCCCAUAGUCAUAUCCACACAAGCAAUAGUACAAUGAAGCCAAACUGAAAUUUUUAUUCAUAAAAACAAAAGAAAAAAAAACAUUUACAUUUAAAUUUAUGCUUUUAACAGCAGAAUUUUCCAUCUCCUCCUGAAGUUGGGACCAUAUUUGGUCAUUUUCCUUAUGCAAGAAGAAUUUGGUGGAGUGAAAUUUGGCACUAAUAACAGGCGCUUUCAGGCUGAUUUAACUCUGUGUGGUUGCAUGUAAAUGAGGAAGCUGGAGAGGCUGUCUCCGGGAAAUUGCCUCCUUGACAGAGUUCUUCUUUCUCUUGAGUCUUAAAAUCAAGAGAAAGAAUCUGGAGUUUGCAGCGAGGCAAAGGGAGCCGCACGAAUAAACCCUGGAAUAAAUAAUGUAUGUGAACACACCCUGUUGAUCCUGCAUGAUGUACAUGACAACAGAUAUUGUGCCAAAGGAAAACUGAACAGUUCCUUGUAAGGAGACUUU
Molecule: messenger RNA, 7161 nt
Organism: Salarias fasciatus (jewelled blenny)
Lineage: Eukaryota; Metazoa; Chordata; Actinopteri; Blenniiformes; Blenniidae
Gene: dock4b
Product: dedicator of cytokinesis 4b
Exons: 53
Coding region: 156-6122 (1988 amino acids)
Biological process (GO): cell chemotaxis; small GTPase-mediated signal transduction
Cellular component (GO): plasma membrane; cytoplasm
Molecular function (GO): GTPase activator activity; small GTPase binding; guanyl-nucleotide exchange factor activity
Source: RefSeq, a predicted model, not a curated record